Cooperia oncophora is the source of this 705-nucleotide messenger RNA. Lineage: Eukaryota; Metazoa; Nematoda; Chromadorea; Rhabditida; Trichostrongylidae. The record is from the annotation of a GenBank genome assembly.
AUGCUUUCCAGUACACCUUUAACAAUUCACUUAAAGAUCUAUUUAACUCUGUCUAUAUCUAUAGCGUUUGAGCGAUUACUGGCUCUGUUCUUCCCUUUGACCUACCGAAAGCUGCCUUCGUCCAAAUAUGCAACAACUUCUCUGUUGAUUGGUGUUUUGUUGGCUGCAACUGAUCUCGUCUUGGAAUUCCUCUGUUCGCCUUUUGAAAAAUCACCUAAUUGUGCGGCUAUCGGGUGCUUCAUCGGUACCAAAUUCCGCUAUCACUGGGGAAUAAGCAAUAUGAUCAUGGGCUUCUUUGUUAUUAUCUUAACAGCUCUGCUGAUAGUCAAACUCCGGUUUCUUAAGAACGAAUCGAAAUCGAGGAGAAUUCUGAAUAACAAAGAAUCACUCAGAUUCCGGCAGGCUAACCGCACGUCCACAGGCAUUCUUCUAACCUCAAUGGUCUUCGUCACAAUUCCAAGUGUUUGUGUAGGCUUUGUUGAAAUGCUCGGUUAUUCAUUUUUUAAGACAGUUGGUCCAUUCUACAUAGUUGGCUUGCUUUGCGCUGGUGUUUGCAACAGUUUAGUAUACGUCUUUCUCAAUCGUGAUAUGAGAGAUUCGACAGAAAAUUGCGUUUUCCAUAUAGCACCCUCAGCAAUGAGGGCUUCGCCAGUAUCCUCAAGGAUAUUCUGUACAGCCAAAUUUCGAGCCAAACAGAACCGUUGA